AUGGCGGGAUUCGACUUUGGAAGCGUAAGAGAGAUUCAUCAUUUCUUCCAUUCUCAUAUCCUGGAGCUCACCACAUUCCAAGGGCGAGAGGCAAAUGAGAAGUACUGUAGAGGGUGCAUGAAAUCCAUUGGGGAAGGUUUGGCCUACCAUUGUCAGCCCUGUAAUUUUCUCCUUCACUUGACCUGCUCACAAAUUCCUCAGCAAAUCACUCAUCCUGCUUGUAGUCACGGUCUCCAUCUGCUCUCUCAGCCGCGGAAUUAUGCACCCUCAGCUUGUAGAUGCAACGCAUGUUGGGAAUUCAUUACGCAUGGCUUCUCCUUCCACUGCUCUAUUUGCGGCCUAGAUCUGCAUCCAUCAUGUGCAAAACUGCCCAGGAAAAUUAAUGAACCAAAUCAUCCGCACAAUGGUUUGGAUCUCUGCUUCAUUCCUCCCUAUCCGAGCGAAGCCUUUAGGUGCAAUGUUUGCUUCAAAGAAAACCAACGUUCAUGGAAUUAUCACUGCUCUAUUUGCGACUACGAUGCCCAUGUGAACUGCACACAAAUACCUUUGCUCAGAGAAUCCCUGCUGAAUAAAACUUCUCAAGCAAUAAACCGGGCAUAUGUAGAUUAUACUGCAAGCUCAGGCCACCGUCAUUUGGAGAGACGUUUUAGUGAGCCUCCCAGAUUGUUUAAUUCUUUUCCUCGCCCAUCUUCGCUGCACAGCUGGUCGUCUUCUCAGAUGCAGCAGCAGCAGUAUCAACCCUUCCAAAAUCCAUAUAACACAAUGGGUAAUAUGUUUGUGAGGCCAACCAUCACAGCCAUUAUGCAGACUCUACUGGGAAGUGUAGUUCAAAGUUUUAUGAAUCCAGGUGGGGGUGGAGGAGGAGAUGGAUGGGGUGGUUUUGGGGGACUCAAUAGCUCUGGAAAUUUGUCUGAUAUUGCGGAAUCUAUGUUUAACUUUGGAUUCUUCUAA
Messenger RNA from Cryptomeria japonica (Japanese cedar), 951 nucleotides. Its product is annotated as protein VACUOLELESS GAMETOPHYTES-like. Bases 1 to 951 code for a protein of 316 amino acids. NCBI's taxonomy places the organism in Eukaryota, Viridiplantae, Streptophyta, Pinopsida, Cupressales, Cupressaceae. The transcript has a single exon. The record is from RefSeq and is a predicted model, not a curated record.